AUGAACCCAAUCUCAGAACGCCUGUCCUCCGAUGGGUACGAAAGCUCAGAUAGCCUCGAUUCAACAGACACAAUACAACAAUUCCGGCUUGAAGAUGGUCCUCGAGCUCACCCCUCCACUACCCCCAUAGCAUCCCGCUCUUCGUCCCCAACACGCCGAUAUUAUUCAUCGCACUCCUCAGCCUCUGAGGGAGAUGCUGAAUCUCAUGGUCUUCUCGCGAGACGUGAAAAUUGGCGAGAAGAACGUCGACGAUGGUGGCAGCCUCCGCGUCGUUGGCAACGAGUAAUGGAUGCGCGGAUAUGGAGAACAGCUAGAAAGUGGUUGAGAAGACUUGUCCGCCAUCCUUUAUUCCCUAGACAACCCACUAGUAUUAUCCUAAGCAUAGUCAUGUUUGCGCUAUUCGCCGUCCUCCUCACCAUAUUCCUCAUGUAUGUUCUCAAUCCCGACAAAGAACCAUUACCUUGGCGGGCGUACUGCUCUAUGCCCUACAUGAACUCACCUCCAGAUGUUCACGACCCUACUCUCUACUCUGACCCGUAUCAUAACUAUACACUUGGCAUGCGUACACCUCUGUUUCCCCACAAAGAACUCGAACUGCUUCCUCCAGCGGGUAUACUUAUAGGCGUAUUCUCGACAGAUUCAUCUUAUGAACGACGGGCGUUGGUGCGGUCAACGUGGGCUACACAUCCGCGGAGCAGGGAUGGUGCAGGAGCAGGUGAUAAUGGUAUUGGAACUUCUCGUACAAUAGUACGUUUCAUCAUGGGACAACCACGAAAGGACUUUGAAAGGAGGGUAGCUUUGGAGAUCGAAGAGUACAACGAUAUAAUAGUGCUUCCCAUGCAGGAGAAUAUGAACGAUGGGAAAACUCAUGCGUUCUUUUCAUGGGCUGCUGAUGACGCUUGGGUACCUCCUGUUUAUAGGGAGACUCCUAUACCUCCAGGCAAAUAUUCUUAUUCGACAGAACAUACAACUCCUCCGGUCCUUGCUCCCCAUGACCCAUGGCAUGCCUUCCAAGAUCGAAUAAACGGAUCUGUCAAGGAUUGGGUAAGGCCAGACUUUGUUGUCAAAAUGGAUGACGAUGCUUUUGUCAUGCUGGCCGAACUGGAAGCACGUCUAAGACUCGAGUUGCAUGCAAAACCAUCUGAUACAACCAACAUACCUAUCUUUCCUCCCUCAUCUCCAUUUCAGGAUCCCUUGAUCUACUGGGGUUAUCUUGUUACCAACCGACUCCAUCGUUUCAUGGCAGGAGAGCUCUACACGUUGAGCUGGAGCUUAGUUGACUAUGUUGCGAACGACCCAACCGUCAGACACCUGAUCAAAGGGAAAGAAGAUAAACAAACGGCGAAGUGGAUGAAAGUCCACCCAAAGGCGCACCUCGUUCGAUGGAUUAGUGAACGCUGCUGGAUUCACGACCACCCUAGAGCGGGAACGGUAUACGCCCACGGCUUCUUGUUUCCCUCAGAGGUAACUCGAAUAAGGAGAGAUAUGGCUUCGGCGCUCAGCAAAUAUACUGAAGAACAUCGAGCUUCACAGUCAUUAGGCAGUGAGCUAGGACCAACACCGGCAUCGUGGGCACAUUCUAGUGUAUCGACUUUCCACGUCCGUUACUCGCCUCCUCUAUCUGAUCUCGAUCUACCACAAAGCAUCGAGGCGCUGGUUGAAGGAAGCGAUAUGUCCAAACUUCGUGAAGACAGUCCAAUGACACCUAAAUUUGCAUGGGACCAUCGGGAAGACAGGAAAACCAGAUAUGAAGGGUAUCGCGUUGGAGGUACUGUCGCCGUGCAUUUCAUAAAACAGAAUAUGUGGUUUUUGGAGACAGCACUUGCACUACUUCAAGGAGAGGAUGUGUUAGAAAGACAGCAUUUACCCGUGGAGAGGAAUGUGACCUUUGAAGACGAGGGGGAUCGGACAUUGAGAGACUAG
This is a messenger RNA of Marasmius oreades (fairy-ring Marasmius), 1923 nucleotides long. RefSeq lists its product as uncharacterized. Bases 1 to 1923 code for a protein of 640 amino acids. The record is from RefSeq and is a predicted model, not a curated record. NCBI's taxonomy places the organism in Eukaryota, Fungi, Basidiomycota, Agaricomycetes, Agaricales, Marasmiaceae. Gene Ontology annotation, cellular component: membrane. Gene Ontology annotation, molecular function: hexosyltransferase activity. The transcript has 5 exons.